AUGGAUAGUGAGGUGUAUGGAAUAGACUUGAACCCGAAGAGGAACAUGCUAAUACAUGGGGGAGGAGAUGACAAAUGCAUUGUAACUGAUCUGGAAACGGGAGAUAUCAUCAGCGUGGUGGAGGACUUCGAUGACUCUGUAAUAUUCUGCAAGUUCAUAGACGAGGAAAGAUUUAUUGUUGCCUCUCUGGACGGAACGAUAUCUCUGAUGACUCUGGAGGGAGAGAUCAACAAUGUUUCUGUGAACGAGGAUAUUUCCCGGAUAAAGAUAAACGGAGACAAACUUGUUGUGGGGACUGUCGGAGGAAAUGUGCACCUGUUUACUCUUGAUCUGUGUAUUCAGAAUGUCUGCAUUGGACAGUAUAACGAGAUACAGGACAUAUGCUAUGAAGAUGGCAAGGUUUACACUCUCAGUGAGACCAACUUCGUGAUAUUUGAUGCCAAGAGCCACCAGAAGCUUAUGGAUGUUCAUGUGAGAGGCGGGUCUGCCAUGGACAAGAUACCUUCAAGUGAUGUUGUCUGCCUGGGACUGGAAGGAUGCAUUGUGGUGAGAAAGAACGCCCAUCUCCUGAGCAGAAUUAGUGUUGAGGGGACUCCCGAGUGUGUUCUGUACAUGAACAACUACUUUAUUGUUGGUGGAGACUUCGACCAUAUACUUCUUAUAAACAUGCCUAUGGGGAUGCGUACGUUCAAGAUACCGAUUGGGGCAGAGAAGAUACUGAGCAUAAAAGGAGACGGAGAAAAUAGGAUUGUGUUUAGCACAUGCAAUGGAAUUGUCGGAUGUGGUGACAUAAGAGACGAGAAGAGCUUCAAGCUUGUUGAAGGGGGUGUGGGAUGUAUCUUUGAUCUGUGCUUCAAGGACAGCAUGGUGUAUAUUGGGGGAGAGCAUGGAUUUAAUGCCCUUGACAUGAGGAGUAUUGAAGAGCUUAAGGUGGAGUAG
Messenger RNA from Encephalitozoon hellem ATCC 50504, 939 nucleotides. RefSeq lists its product as uncharacterized. Gene Ontology annotation, molecular function: protein binding. Bases 1 to 939 code for a protein of 312 amino acids. Lineage: Eukaryota; Fungi; Microsporidia; Unikaryonidae. The transcript has a single exon. The record is from RefSeq and is a predicted model, not a curated record.